Molecule: messenger RNA, 981 nt
Organism: Suillus plorans
Lineage: Eukaryota; Fungi; Basidiomycota; Agaricomycetes; Boletales; Suillaceae
Exons: 2
Coding region: 1-981 (326 amino acids)
Source: RefSeq, a predicted model, not a curated record
AUGUGCCAGCAUCAAAUCACUUCGCAAGAUAUCGCAGAUACCUACCAACUUCUAUGUACCUGGGAGCGUGAGUUCGAGUUACUGUACUACCAGCUCAAAGAAGAUCAUCUCCAGAUGGUGCGGCCCUGCGUACAUCAAACCUCUCAUCUUGUCUCAGAGACAAUCCAAAAAGGUCCUCCCAUAUGUUAUGCUCAAUGGACAAUGGAGCGCAUGAUCGGGAAUCUCGGUCAAGAAAUACGCCAGCCAUCACAGCCUUAUGCAAAUUUGUCGCAAGAGGGAGUACGACGCUGCAGAGUUAACACACUUCUAUCUGCAAUGCCAGAACUCGGCGAUCCUCCAAAAGGACUUCCACCAGGCGCUGUUGAUUUGGGUGAUGGGUAUAUACUGUUGCACAAACAAGACAGGUACCCAUUAUUCCCUGCAGUCGGAGAUGUUGCAGAAGCCAUACAAGAUUUCCUGGGGCAUGGUCGUAUACUUCCUUGCAUCAAACGUUGGGCGCGGCUACUCUUACCAAAUGGACAGGUAGCACGCUCUGCCUGGAGGGAGACCCUUAAGUCACUCGAGCAAACUCGCAUGUCGCGUAAUGUCAAACACGAAGGCCAGUAUCGCUUUGGUGAAGUCUUGUACUUCACUAGACUUGCUGUCAAAGCGGACACUGACCAUGAUGAUGAUUGGCGAUUUGCUGAUGUCGCUGUCAUUCGAAUGUACUCUCUACCAGAUGAAGAUCUACUCCGCCUCUCCUCACACACUGUCGCAUCUUGCACUCACCUUGACACUGUUUCUAUUGUCGAUGUCAAACAAAUCAUCAGCAUUGUUGUGAUGGUUCCACACAGGCCAACAUUGCCUUCAGGAGUUACAGAGGAUUGUUUCUUCAUGGUAGAGAAGCCUGGCUUAGAUGUAUCAAACCUUGGAGUGCCUUACGGUCAUGGUGCAGGUGAAGACAACGAUGACAAUGACAUAGACAAUGAAGGCAUUGAAUAA